AUGGCAGCCGAUCCAGUCUCGAAUGGUACGGACAUCCUACCUGCGCAGGCACAGGACACCUCUGCGAAUAGCUCUACAUCCACACUUCUCAACCCAACCAACUUCCCCCAAACCCUCAUCACAUCCCACACCCACACCGAACUCUGCUACACGCCCCUCGACAUCCCAGCCGCCCUCGCAUUCACCCGUUCCCCGCUCGCCGGCGCCAACGUCCUCUUUCUCGGCACAACCCGCAACAACUUCGACGACCGGCCCGUCACCCGCCUCUCAUAUUCCGCAUAUCCCGCUCUCGCUCUCAAAUCGCUCUCCGCGAUCGGGGAGGAUGUGAGGAAGAAGCAUGGGCUCGAGAAGGUGUACAUUGCUCACCGCUUGGGAGAGGUUGGGAUCCAAGAGGAGAGUAUUGCUGUUAGUGUGAGCAGUGGGCAUCGGCAGGCUGGGUGGAGGGGUGCGGAAGAGAUUCUGGAGAGGGUCAAGCAGCGAGCGGAGAUUUGGAAGAGGGAGUGGUUUGGGGAUACGGGGGGCGUUGAGGAGGGGGUUUGGCGGGCGAAUAAGGAUCGGGAUGGAACUGGGAAGCCUGUUGAGAGGAACUUGGUUCAGCAAGAAGCACAGGCUCCAUCCGAGCAGGCGGACGGGACGACGCAGGCUACCGGCGGUGAAGCGACGACAUCCAAACAAGCGACAUCAGCUUAUGGCUCGAGCAAAGCUCUUGACAACGAGAUCUCGAAGUACAUGUCCUCCUUGGCCGAGCAACUGAAGAUGUAG
Molecule: messenger RNA, 762 nt
Organism: Cyphellophora attinorum
Lineage: Eukaryota; Fungi; Ascomycota; Eurotiomycetes; Chaetothyriales; Cyphellophoraceae
Product: Molybdopterin synthase catalytic subunit
Exons: 1
Coding region: 1-762 (253 amino acids)
Biological process (GO): Mo-molybdopterin cofactor biosynthetic process
Cellular component (GO): cytosol
Source: RefSeq, a predicted model, not a curated record